AGCAGACGUCACACUGAACAUUAUUCAGUGUUUAGGCUGAAUGUGCGUUUCAUUUGCUGUACAUACACACGCACUGGCUGUAGAGUUGCAAACCGAGCAAAAUGACGAAGGGAAAGAAGUGGAUGCUGGAGCAGCAUUUUGAGGGAAUGCCAAAGAAGAGUGACUUGAAGAUCGUUGAGUUCGAGUUGCCGCCAAUCAAAGAUGGAUCGGUUUUGUUGGAAGCAGUGCACCUCAGUGUUGAUCCGUACAUGAGGCCAGUUUCAGCUAAUUUGUCCAAAGGGGCCACCAUGGUUGGUGAACAGAUAGCGAGGGUUAUCGAAAGUAAGAAUGCUGAUUUCCCUGUGGGUACCAACGUGCUUGUCAAUGCUGGCUGGGUGAGCCACUCUGUUUCCGACGGGAAGGACCUGACAAAGAUCCCACCAUACCCAGAGGGCGUGCCGCUCUCUCUGGCCUUGGGAACCCUGGGUAUGCCCGGCAUGACGGCCAUUUGCGGCUUGUUGGAAAUCUGCGAAACUAAGGCUGGCGAGGUAGUGGUAGUCAGCGGUGCAGCUGGGGCAGUCGGUAACGUGGUAGGACAAAUUGGCAAGAUCAAGGGCUGCAAAGUCAUUGGAUUUGCUGGAUCCGACACCAAAGUGGCCUGGUUGAAGGAGUUAGGAUUCGAUGAAGCCUUCAACUACAAGAAAAUCAAGGACCUGGGCGCUACUUUGAAGUCUGUCGCUCCUGAUGGCGUUAACUGCUAUUUCGACAACGUAGGAGGAGAGUUUUCCAGCACCGUUCUCGAUAACAUGGCAGUACAUGGACGCGUAGCUCUCUGUGGCACUAUUUCAACAUACAACAACACGAAACCACUGAUGUUGCCAUGUAAGGAUUUUCAUCUAAUACUCAAGCAGAUCAAAAUACAGGGCUUCGUUGGUUACUCCCACCGUCACCGCUGGCCUGAAUGGAUCCAACGUAAUAUUCAGUGGAUUCAAGAGGGGAAACUAAAAUACAGGGAGCACGUCACCAAGGGAUUCGAUAAGAUGUUCGACGCUUUUGUGGAGCUGUUCUCUGGAGCAAACAUCGGCAAAGCCGUCGUUGAGGUUUAAAUUCAAUGUUUCAGUCAAAAUGUCCUUAAGUGCCUUUGCUAUCAAACUAAGUUCUAAGAAUGACAGCUUGGGUUUGAAUACCAAGUACUAACAUACAAAAUGGAACUCAGAAAAGCGGAUAUGCUAAUAACUUCAAACAGAUCAACUGUUAUUCCUUGUGCCUUUUCUAAGAAUGAGCUCAAGUUUGUUGUGUUCUCGUUUGUUUAUUGCCACCGUAAGAUCUCCUUUGUUGCUAAAAGCAGUGAUCCCUUGUGACUUAUUUAAACAUAGAAUCAAAGAGGAAAAUGGCGAUAUAUGUCUUGAAAUUUGGAAAGUUUUGUUGAAUUUUAUUUAAGGUCUGUCACUUACAUUGACCAAGAACACACUUUUUUACAAGUUUGUUUACCCGUAGCCGUGAAAAAAAUCAGUGAUUUUUCCGUUCAAUUCCUUGAACAGCGAGUUUUAAUAUUCAUGUCGUAUAGAAUGCGUAUAAAUUACAGUUGAGUGGUGAGUAAAUCCGCAAUCUAACAGGAAUUGUCACGCUAAGAUGGCUGGCAGAUUAUUUUAAAUGGUUUCAACGCAUUUCUCGUUGGGUGCGUUUUGACUAGACGUCUGUAUUCAUUCUUGAUUAAUUGGUCAACAAGAGAUUCAAUUGAAGAGCAGCUUAGAUCAAACCGUUAACUAGUCUGCUAAUGUAGUGGAAAAAGUGUAGUGAUAACUAUAUCAAUUAUAAGACAGAUAUUACAAAAAUCGAAGUAGGAGUCACUUAUCCUUUAGAAUAAGUGGCUAUGAGAUCUAAAAAAAAGACAUUGUGUUUGUCUAAAAACCCGUUUUUCUUCAGAAAAUGUAGAACUUGAACUUGUUGGAGAUGAACAUUCUACUUUAAUUCAAUUUUUGCGUGACCAAACGAGCUGUACUAUUAUUUUAUAUUAUUAUUAUUUUUACUGCUUAACUGCUCUUUUACAGUUCAACGACCUUAUUUCAUAUGGAUGGCCCACUAAAUGGACUGCACUGGUCUCCCAUGGAUCCAAGCAGACAUACAGUCAACAAUCAACAUCACAGAUUCACAGACACAAACAUUUUAAAAGAUAUCAAGCACGAGAAAAGAUACCCACCCAAAAGCCUUGCCAGAAGCAUGAAUCUGCUUUUAAAAGGGCUAUUUAAUGUACACGUGAAUGGAAAGAAAGAUGAAAGUAGUAACAAAUUAUAUCGUCAAUACAAUAAAGUAUUCAACGGUAAGGGGUAAAGAAGCAAACAAAUAUAAAACAUCACAAAAUGUGAAAACUGUAAUUGAGCAAUAAUAAAAAAUUGAGACUAAAAAAAACUUAUAAAAAAGGAUAAACCAAAAAUGAAACAAAUAACGACGGUAUUGAGUGGAGAUAAAAAAUAACGAAGGUAGGCCUGCUAUUCACUUGAAACAUACGUACACAAUUAUAUCAUACCAACCCCCCCCAAAAAAAAAAACCUCUUAGACUAUAGAAAUUUCCUUUAGGUAGUUUGGAAAUAGUUUUUUUGUCCUAUUCAAAAAUUUGUCAAGACGAUUAAGGUAGGUUUUAGUUGCAGAUCAUAUUAUAACCGCCAACAUUUGGAUUCAAUUAUGACAAUUAAGAGACUUUGUCUAUGGGAAGCAUUUUUUAUUCUCUCGGCAACUGACACGUUUGUUAAUGGAAGAAAAAAUGAUUCUUUGGUAAUCUGACCAUCUUAGCUGCCAAUUGGUUAAAAUAAAACGUAUUCGAUGAGUGCGCUGUUUUGAGAGA
Molecule: messenger RNA, 2821 nt
Organism: Acanthaster planci (crown-of-thorns starfish)
Lineage: Eukaryota; Metazoa; Echinodermata; Asteroidea; Valvatida; Acanthasteridae
Product: prostaglandin reductase 1-like
Biological process (GO): prostaglandin metabolic process
Cellular component (GO): cytoplasm
Molecular function (GO): 2-alkenal reductase [NAD(P)H] activity; 15-oxoprostaglandin 13-reductase [NAD(P)+] activity
Source: RefSeq, a predicted model, not a curated record